UUUUUCCUCAUAUCCAACCUGCACUGAUGCGACUUAAAGCCAUUCCCUCUCAUCCUAUUACUUGUUAUCUGGAAGAAAAGGCUGACCCCCACCUGGCCACAACCUUCCUUCAGGGAGUUGUAGAGAGUGAUGAGGUCUCUCCUGACCCUCCUCCAGACGCAACAAUCCCAGCUCUCUCAGCCACUCCUUGUGCUCCAGACACCUCUCACCAGCUUUAUUGCCCUUCUCUAGACACACUCCAGAGCCUCAGUGUCUUUCUUGUUGUGAGGGGCCCAAAAUCAUGCACAACACACUAGUUGCGGCCUCACAAGUGCUGAGUGAAGAAAUGGAGUAUCCCACUGGGUUGACUGGUAGGUCUUUUCUCCCUGGAUCCCUGUGCUAAUCCAUAGCAUUUGAAAAAGAGUUACAAAACAUCUAUGGCAAUGUAGAAACUCAGCGUGCACGCGUCACUCCUCCCAGUCUAAUGUCUAGAUGCCUUCCAUUAGGGAUACGCUCUUGGCACCUCUCUAUCGAGCCGCAGUUGUUCCACUCGCGGACCCCGUUCCCUCUGCACCUCCCAAACGCGGAGUGCCCCCGCUCCGUGCCGGCAGCCCCUCUCCGCACCGCCGCCCGCAGCCCGGCUGUGUGCCGCGCCGCCCGAGCAAAUCGCAUUGUCAGAUGCGCCCUGAUGUCAGCGCGCUAAGCCCGAGCCCCAAUCUGCUCCCGGGGAUGCUGAUCGGCUUACGGACCAGGAGUUUGCCCGCCGCCCUGCCCGCACCCCAGACCGGCCUCUCCUCGCCGUACCAGCGAGCGGGCUGCCGGCAGCGGCAUGUCCCGGCCCGGGGGCGGCCGGGGGGCAGGCGGCGGGACGUCCCCGCUCGGCCGUCGGGACGCCUAGGGAGAGGCGGCGGCAGGCGGCAUGGUGCUGCUGUCGGGGGCCGGGGAGCAGCUGGCCGGGGAGCGGGUCUGCCCCGCGCCGGGGGCCGGCAAGGAACUGCCCGAGGCGGAGAGCGGCUCUGAACAGGGGGCGGACGGGGCUGCCGCCGAGGGGCACGGCGAUGAGGAGCAGGAGGAGGAGGAGGACUGCGAGGAGUACGAAGACUUCUCCGAGCUGCCCGACACCUGCAGCAUCGCCUCGGACGACUCCUUCUACCCGCCGGGGGGGCUGGAGGACGAGACGGAGGACAGCUGGUCCCUGGAGCAGGAGGACCGCGACAGCCCCGAGGCGCUGAGCCUCUUCCGAGCGUGCUGCACCAACAACGCCGUGGUGCUGCGGGCGCUCAUCCGGCAGGGCCCCGAGGAGGAGGAGGUGCGGGAGACCGACCGCAACCGCAGGAAUGGUCUCAUCGUUGCCUGUUACCAAGGAUAUGUGGAUAUUGUCAUAGCCUUAUCACAAUGCCCUCAUCUUGAUGUGAACUGGCAGGACAACGAAGGGAACACAGCCCUGAUCACAGCUGCACAGGCAGGGCACAUAACCAUUACAAACUAUCUGUUGAACUAUUUCCCUGGGCUUGACAUUGAGAAGAGGAAUGUGUUUGGAUUUACAGCACUGAUGAAAUCUGCAAUGCAGGGACGAACGGAAUGCGUGAAAGCUUUGAUGAUGGCAGGGGCAAAUGUUCACACAACAGACCCAAGCCGUGGACUGACUUCAUGGGAAUGGGCUUGUUAUACAGGAAGGUCAGAAUCUGCUUUCAUCAUGCAAAGGCUGAUGGAUAAACCAUGCCCUGAACAGUUUUGUGAUCAAUAUAAACCAGAAUGGCCAAAGAUGAAGGAACUCCUUGCCAAGGCUGCAGAACCAAAAACCUGUUUGCAGAGGAUUUCUGAGUGUAUGAGGUCAGUUGUCUCAUUCCGGGCUUUCCAUGGCCCAGAAGAGGAUGGGGUCCUUGAUCACAUGGUGAAGGUGACAACAAGCUUAGGCAGUCCUUUCGUUGCUCUGUCAUGUAGGACUGUGUGUCCAGGAAGCCCACCUUCUGUGGGAAAACGCAGACUGGCUGUGCAAGAAAUCCUUAGGAAGCAGAGAGCUGAGGAGAUCCGAUCUCAGGACAAAGACCACGUUAGCAGCUAUGAGAAGUUAUUUCAGAACUCCAAAAUCACAGUAAUCCCCAAAAAGAAGGACCGUCGAGCAAGUCUGCAGCCCGUCAGCCUUGCAGUGUCUCAAGUGAGCACCAUAGCCACCAGGAAAACAAGCCUCUUGCCACUCCACCUGCUCAGAAGAAGUAGCGUGAGGCCAGGAUUUGUCAUCCCCAAAGUCCGUGUCAGCAAAGCCCCUCCACCCACCUUUCAACCGGAAAAGGCAAGAAGGAGGAGCAGCGCUAAAGAUGACCCCUACUUGCAGAUUCCUAAGUGGAGAUACAAGGAGCUAAAAGAGGAGCGGAAGAAGGCAGAGGAGCAGGAGAAGAAAAGAGUAGCAGAGGCUCAAAGACAGAGGCAGGUGUCUCCUGCCAGAAGCAGAACCUGACUUACUGGCAGUUACUUGGAAGGUUUUAGAGCCAUUAGUCUUGUUAUCUGAGCAAGAUAACAGACUGCGUGCCGUCAUGCAUGCCUGCUGUUGAUGGAGCUGGAAUACUGUAUAGAGGCCUUUGUGGUGCAGAAACAUGGCAAGGGCUAUACCACAAUGCGUCUGAUUAUGGAAGGUGAAGUUAUUUUUGGGUGGAAGACAAAAAAAAGUUUACCUGUAUGCCGUUGAUAGGAAGUUCAAAUGUUUUUUUUCUUAUUUCCAGUUCCAGCUGAAUGACUGCAAAACUGCUUGAAAAACAGUGUGUGUGAAAGGAUCAUAUUUUGUGUUUGUUCAUUUUGUAAUGGGCACAAUUAAGGAGUUGUAUUUUUGACACUAGAUAUUAUUUCCUCUCCUUGUAUAGGUAGGCAUAUUACAAAGUUUUAUAGAAAUAAUGAAAAGUGUAAAAUAUAUCACAGUCUCAAUGGGCAGUGAAAAUCUAAGUCUACUCUUUUUUUUUAAUGUAUGAAGCACUUUAUGGCAUAUUAAUUCUAAUAAUCAAAGAUUAGUGCAAGGUAGAUAUUGAACUGUAUAUCUCUAUAUGGUCUGUGUGGAUACAUUUCCUAAUGUUUUUGUUCUGUGUUGAAUAUAAAGAGGGCUGCAUAUGAAAUAUUUCUGUAGCUGAGGUACUCACAUCAUCUACAGAUAUAAAUCAGGGAUAAUGACUGGUUUCUUUGGAGCAACAGAGAAGUUGAACUAAUUUUUGUAUGACACAGUCACCUCUAACAUUUGCCUCCUCCGUUAUGUUUCCCUGUAUCCUCUAUCUGUUGUCUCUUCUUUAGUCUCAGGGAUUUUUUUGUCUUGGCAUUUAACUGUGAAAUAAUGGAGAUGGUGAACCUCAGGUGGGUUUAGAUUUGUCUUUUUCCUUUGAUAUUUAAAUUUCCUGCUAAUAAAUAAAUAAAAAAGCACCAGUUUAUUAUCAGUGUCUACUCCGCAACUUUUCCAGGUUAUAACCAAGACAGAUUAAUUAUGCACUGCAUGGGAAUUGUUGAAUCACGGCCUGUUGAAUCACUGAUUGAUCACCU
Phasianus colchicus (ring-necked pheasant) is the source of this 3498-nucleotide messenger RNA. RefSeq names its product ankyrin repeat domain 33B (gene ANKRD33B). Gene Ontology annotation, molecular function: protein binding. The record is from RefSeq and is a predicted model, not a curated record. NCBI's taxonomy places the organism in Eukaryota, Metazoa, Chordata, Aves, Galliformes, Phasianidae.